CUGCCCCGCUGCAAUAAAGGCAGAUAGCGGACCAUGGGGAGCAGGGGAAACAGUUUAUAUCCUGACAUGUUAGCGAAAUGACUUUUGAGUAACAUCUUAACUGGGACGAGGCUCCCGGCGUGAGGAGGACAGGGCCCUUUUCCCGAAAUUAAAAAAAGGAGCACUUGCCAUCUGCCGGGGAACGGGAACGAAAGAGCAAGAAAGCCAACAGAGUUUGAGACCGGGUCCAAGAAACAGCGGUGGAAAAUCCAGUAGAGCCAUUUGCAUUGAAAGAUGAGCUUGCUGUCUGCCAUAGACACGAGUGCCUCCGUGUACCAGCCUGCGCAACUUCUCAACUGGGUCUAUCUCUCCUUGCAAGACCCCCACCAGACCAGCGCUUUCGACGCAUUCAGACCCGAAUCCAACUCUUCCCACCCGGAUCUCGGUUUCAGCAAGACUCCCGCAGCGGCGGACUUGAGCUCUUCCCUGAACUCCAACUAUCUCAACAACUUCUUUCAGCUGCAGCGGAAUGAGGCGCUAAACAACAAUGUGUAUAAGAAUGUGUCACCCUAUGGCUCCCUGAACAACAUCGUGGAAGGACUCAACUCCCUGACGGACCAUUUCUCAGACCUUUCCCUUUCUUCUGAGCCAAGAAAACCAAACAAAAGACCCCCUCCCAACUACUUGUGCCACCUGUGCUUCAACAAGGGCCAUUACAUCAAAGACUGCCCUCAGGCCAGACCCAAAGGUGAAGGGCUGACCCCCUACCAGGGAAAGAAGAGAUGCUUCGGAGAGUACAAGUGCCCCAAGUGUAAGAGGAAGUGGAUGAGUGGCAACUCCUGGGCCAACAUGGGACAAGAAUGUAUCAAAUGCCACAUCAACGUCUAUCCACACAAACAGCGCCCUUUAGAGAAGCCGGACGGCCUCGACGUUUCCGACCAGAGUAAGGAGCACCCCCAACACCUGUGCGAGAAAUGUAAAGUCCUGGGCUACUACUGCCGCCGUGUGCAAUAAUCCUCUUUAUUCAGAGUCUGAGAGCAACUUUUGUGUCCCAGGUCCUAUUGCUCAUGCGUCAUCAAGGCUGUUAACUUCCUCCCCUCACUUCCAGGUUUCCCUCAUCUCUGCCCUGCACACAACACGGCAGCCUUUCCUCCUCACGCCUUCCCCCCCUUCUCUUAGAAGACUCAAAUGUAGCCAAUGGCGCUAAUCGCUCCUUUCCCUGCUUCUCAACCAUGCUUUUUUUUUUUUUUUUUUUUUUUUUCCUGCGAUGACAGAAUUUGAUGAUUGCCUCCAGGAAUGAGAGGAACAUGUUAACUUAGGAUCAACACCACCAAGUGCUCUUCAGCGAAACGCAAAAAAAAAAAACUUCUGCCAAAAUCACUGACCUUAUUUUCCUGUGCCUUGUGUAUGAGAAAACCACGUAACCCAAUUGAUCCCAACUCGCCGUUUAACAACCAGAAACCAUGCAUUCAUCAAUCAGCGUGUACUUCCAUGGUGUCACCGACAUGAUUGGUCUCGGUGCAUUACCUCACCUUGGGAUUGGAUGGCUUUGUGUCCUUCCUUUUCCUUGCCUAGUGAAGUGUGUAGUAAUGUGACGUGUCUCUCGUGAUAGUGUAAUGUAAUCGGGGCCUUUGAUGUCUUGCCGUAUUUAGGGUCAGGAGCACAUCUUAUUAACUGUGAAUUAACUGAGGGACAAUGUGCCAUACAUCCCUAGCUUACAUUGGGCCUAUUUAUUUUUCUUGUUAUCUAGUGUGCAAUUUGAAUUCUUAACUUUGACAUACAGAAAUGUUUUUUUUUUUUUUUGUAUGUUUGUAUAUCACAUUAUUGUGUAACUGCGUCCAAGUGACUUUAGAAACUACUGUAGGUUCAGUCGCUCCGUGUCUAGAUUUAGUGUGUUGCUAACACAGGUUUUUGUCACCCUCUCUAGAGUAUUUUUUGUCUGAAUUAUCUAUACAUUCUAUAGUGUUGGAUAUAUAGAGAUGUUGGAUAAGCAAGUUAUUUUAAUUUAAAAUCACAUAAAAGGUUAUCGGACACGAGGCUUUUUCGCCUGUGUUUUAAAGUACUUCAACUUUUUGCUACUCAUAUUUAGAUUCAAUAGAGUAAGGCCUGAACCACAAAUUAGGGAAAUACAAAAGAAGAUGUUGGUUUGAUAACAAAAGAAAGAAAGAAACCUUUGGGAACAAUGUCCAACAGUUGAGUGCAGAGUAAAGAGAGAGCAGACGUUUUGGAGAACUGAAAUCAUUUUCAGGUCGGUGGAGAGAAACCAUGAGAUUCAACGUAGAUGUAGAUGGACGCAUUUGUAAAGCCGUGAUGUUGAAGAUUCAAGGACAUGUUGAAACCGAUGAAGAGUUAAGUUCACACUUAUAUUAUUUUUUUUAGGAAUAUAAGUGCCUACUAUUAUACACCAAUGUCUUUAUAGGAAGAAAAGUUCACAUCCUGUUUACAAAUAUCAUUGUGCAGUCAAAAGCACUACAGCGGAAAUUACUGUAGCUUUGACUCGUAGAAACCUGCCUUUCAACCAACCGUGUUAUAGAAAUUGUAAACUAUUUCAUACGUACUGUACACUUAGCCUUAUAAAAGCUGGUUGAGUAUAUUUUAUGUUGUAAUAUAAGUUAUGUGCCUUUAAAAAAUUGAAACCAUUCUGAAGUGUCAGGACUACACAAGGCCUCUCGAAAUUAGAAAAAGACACGUGUGGAUGAGGAAGUGUACGUGCACGUGGUAACUGUGACGCAUAGUGGGUUUAAUGCAAGUUAAAGAUGUGACAAAGGACGGUAAAAGAAGGCGGUUCAUCCGUUGGUUUGCAGUGGCAUGCUGGGAGUUCGCCCUCGAGUCGGAGGCUGAAACAGCAUUUCCAGCUGGCAAAAACAAUCCUAUUGUGGUUUGUUGUCAUGGAAUAUCCACAAAAAUGUUAUUUCUUUGUCGACGCUGACAACACAGCGGAGCUGCUCGUGAAACCGUGGACCUCACGCUUUGUUUUGUUAAUCAAUUGGAGUUGCGUUCAUCCAAGCAACCGUGGGGUUUUGUUAAAAAAAAACAUUCAUGGCCUCAGUGAGAAAGUAUUUUACAGUUUGAGGAGAUUUAGUCUGUAAAGUCAGAGUCAGGAGGCUCCUCAGAUGCACUACGGAAUAGUUGAAAUCCAGACUUUUAUUCCCUAAUGUUGUUCAAGCUCCUGAACGCUGGAUCCUAACUUUCCCAUAAUGCAACUCAAAAGCCUCUUUCAGAAGACUUCCACUGCCUGGUGAAACAGCAACACCUUACAAACUCCUCCAGUUUGGAACCAGCGGUUCUUGUUUAAAUUGCGUCUUCAAGCCCAAGCGGAGAUGCCUGGGAUGACAUCACGUGGGUAAUUUCCUCAGUAUCGAGUGGCUGCAGUGAGAGAAGAUAGUCCAUGAGGCAUCACUGGUAUCUAAGUCCAUAAACAAGCAACAAUGGUUUUGUGGUUCAUGGAGUUCUGGCAGAACAAGGACGGAUCCUGUUGGCGAGUUUGGUCCAGCGCAGAGACGUGUUAUGAGGAGGACAUUUUAAAACGGCAAAUAAAAGAGCCAACGGAAGCAGUUGUAGGAAGGGAUUUGACAAAAAAAAAAGGAAAUCUCUGCUUUCUGACAUAAUGUCUUGAACGCAUAUACUUGACUUUUCAAAUUUGCUCUUUUUUAUGAAUGAGAUGUGUAUUUUGGAACACUUAAUAGAUGUUGAAAAUUUUACAGCAAUCCGCAAAAACUCAAGAGUUAUUUCCCUGAAGAAGAAAGACUGUUUUAUGUAUAUAUUUGAUGGCCAUCAUUAUCAAUGAUAGGAGCUCUUUCUAAGUGUUAUGCAAUAUUGAAGCUUUUUUGUGUGAAGAAGGGCCUUUUGCUGAGAAGUAAACAAAGCUGGACGGGCUUUUUUCCUUUAUGUUUUACAAUAAUCUGAGGGGUUAUCCUGCAGAGAUAUUUAUGGAAAGAUUUUUUUACAACAUAUUUUGUAUAGAAUAUGCAACAAGGUUACACAAAGAAGGAAAUAUUGAUGUCUACAUAGAGUAUUAAGAGAAAAAAAAAGCUGGUACAUAAUUAAUAGUCUCUCUCAGUUGUAAGCCAUUGUACGUUUGUGUUUUCGUUCAGAUGUUAUCGGUGUUGAAUAAGUCACUAUGUUAUUCUAUGUAACUAAUUAUGAGCUGUCACCUACAUCCAUACAGUCACACGUAUUCAUUUCGUUAACAAUGUCAUGAAGAUAUGUAUUGUGAUAACAUGCAGAAAUAUUUGUGUUUCUUGAUUUAGUGACGGAUACUCACCACUGUACAAGCACAUUAAACUGUGAGAUGUAGUUUGCUUAAAGCAGCAAUAACAAGAAACUAUUAUAAAAAGAUAUUAGUAGUUUAGGGAGUGUAUACUUUGGUCAAGAAAAGUGUGACAAAGAACUAUCUUAGAGUUUGCAUGUGCAUGUGUUUGGUUUGAAUUAAAUAUUAUUUUGUGCAAUGUAUACUUAUUUAAAUAUUUUACAGUAGUUUGCAACAGCGCAUCUUGUUUUUAACAUUAUCAGCAACUUGUGAGUAUAGUGUUUCAUUUAGCAUCAGCAAAUAAUUCAUAUUUACUGAAUGUAUUGUGUUAACAAUUAUGUGGUCAAUUUGAAAAGUUAUGUUUGUAUUCUUGCCUGUCUGUAUCACUUGGGAUGUUUGUGUUGCAAUAAUGUUGUACUUUGAAUUGGACAGAACGCAGGCGUGAGGUGGGUGAAGAAUUAUUUUGGGAAACAAGGACAUCGGGUCAUGGUUUUUCGAGAGUAGACCACAGGUCUGUUUUUCAUGUCCAUGAAAUGGCAUUCCAAAAUGUGCCUUAUUUGUUAGUUGAGAAAACAUGUUAGUGCUUAAGUGCUGUUGGGAGUUAAAUUAAAGUCACAUUGAGUUAAGA
Messenger RNA from Pungitius pungitius (ninespine stickleback), 4856 nucleotides. It is a transcript of the gene zcchc24, whose product is annotated as zinc finger, CCHC domain containing 24. NCBI's taxonomy places the organism in Eukaryota, Metazoa, Chordata, Actinopteri, Perciformes, Gasterosteidae. Gene Ontology annotation, molecular function: nucleic acid binding; zinc ion binding. The record is from RefSeq and is a predicted model, not a curated record. The transcript has 4 exons. The coding region runs from base 274 to 993 and encodes 239 amino acids.